CUUACACAUAACCUCAAAAUUUUCUUGUUUAUUUUUCUGGAUUAAAUACUAUAGCAAUAAAUGUUAUUUAUGUAAUAAUUAGUAUACGUGAUAAAGUGUAAAAAUAAAUUGCAAGCGUGAUGUUCCUGUUAAAAAUAUGUUCACAAAACCUAAUGCACAUAGUAACCGUGCAAUAAUCCUUAUCAGAUUUCUUUAUUACCAGUUUGUUAUUUUGGAUUUCAAUGGUUUGUAAAUACAUAUUACAAGUUGAAGGUUCACAAAAUAGUGUCGCGAGUGCUAAUUCAUAGUUCAGUGUAUAUAAAAGUGUGUUAGUGUUUCUUUAUGAUUCUGUGAAGGAAUGAAAACAAGAUGUAACUUAAGUUGAAUUAGACUCGCAUUUAGAACUAGAAGUACUUGCCCAAUACGAGGAACAAUUAGUAGAACAACUAGAAGAAGUGGAACCAGAAGAAAUAGUAGAAAUGGAAGAAGAUAGCGAAGAUGUUGCUCUAUUCGUGGAAUCUCGCAAAGGACACACGAUACUUCAAUAUGGCGGCCAUAGAUACAGAAAGGCGUAUAGAUCCAAACAUGGCAUUAGAUGGAACUGUUCCACUGACAAAGGAUGCCCGGCGUUCCUUUAUCUGAAUGACAAUGAUGAAAUCAUCAUGUCCAACAAGAUACACCGGCAUAGCCUCCCGUUCAAUGAGAAUAUUGACACAGAUCAAACUGAUACUGCAGUCGUCAUCACAUCUCGUAAAGGCAAGGAGAUGCUACUCUUCCGCCAAUACACCUACCGGCGACAAUACACUAAACCCAACAGGACACGAUGGGUCUGCUCCACGCUCAAGAACUGCAGGGCUUGUGUCUUCACAGAUGAUGAUAACUUCAUCACUUCAGCUUUUGAAGAGCACUGCCAUAAUCCCCCUAAAUAUUACCUUAAACCGGAUCAUGUUCUAGGAGCUAUUAGGGAACCUCUUGUUGGUAGUUAGAUAUAAAAUAUGUUGCUGGAAAGACCGCCAUAGAGGAGGAACUCUCAUAUUUAUAUACGUACGCCUAGACACUGUCAGAAAGCAAGAGCUUUACUUCUGCGCUACCGACCUUCUUGAAGUGGAAUAUCUGGAGUAUGUCUACAAACGCAAGAGUUAAAAACGACAAAGAGUUUGUAAACGGUCUUCUCUUAUAGACGGCCUUAUCUACAUUGACCUUAGUUAGUUUAUUUACCUAAUUGUCAGAAUUCGUAGUAAGUAGUCUUACCCAUAGCGCAAAGAAAAUCGAUAAGCGUUAUGGUUAUGGCGUAACUACACUGUUAUUGUAACCGUCAUUCCUUGAAGUAAAAUUCAAUUUGACCCGGAUUCGCCUAUGAUCUUGGCGUGUGAGGUGUGAGUAGCGGUUUUUUACGAUGACGUAUGGCGUUUAAAGGAUUAAGAACAAUCAUGGUUCUUUACCGACUAAAAGAACUGUUGUAUUUAAUUUAAUUUUCAACAUAUUCCAGAGACGGUGUAAGGCGAAGGCGCCGCGCAGGCACGGCGCGAGCCUGAUGUCGCUUGAAAACGUUCUCAUACAAAACAUACGAAGGCGACCUUCAUACAUGUUGUACUGCUUGAGUAUAUGUAAUUCACGACACAUCGGCUACCUACAUUUUGCAUGUAAACGUUUUAAGGCGGCAUCAUGCUUGCGCCACACCUUCACACCUUACGCAGUCUCUGUAGUCUGUAUAAUUUUUGACACAGUAAAAUUUUAGUAACCUACACUCGACAAAAAGAACCCUGCUGGAGCCCUAGGUAUCACGUCAAAUUGACAUUGACGUAUUAGUUGUGGGUAAAAGACUCUUUACAAUUUGAGAAAGUUCUAUGGUAGCCUGGAUUAUUCGGCAAUUGAAAUAAAUUUUACUUACCUCAUUUUAGUUUUUAUUUGUAUGCCGCAAUUAAUAAUGCUAAUUUAAUUUUUUUAAUAGGUAUGUAAUUUAAGUUGUUAAUUUUAUUUGGAAUUUUUGUAAGAUAUUUUUAACUGUAUAUUUUUACAGGAGGUGUAAUAUUAUAAUAUGUAUGGUGAUUGGUUUUAUUUAAGGUGGCUUGAGUAUGAUGUUUUGUUUUUAAUUCAGAAAAAGUUAAAAUCAAAGAAUGUAGUACUAAAUAAAUGCCUCUUUCGUGUAGUUUUUUACUAAUGCAAAAUUAAGUUAUUUGUAUCUUUUCUUUUUUAAUUAAAUGCAAAAUAUGUUUGUGUAAUAGUUCAUAACUGUCUUGUAUAUCUUAAUAUAAUUUACAACAGUCAA
Molecule: messenger RNA, 2248 nt
Organism: Cydia pomonella (codling moth)
Lineage: Eukaryota; Metazoa; Arthropoda; Insecta; Lepidoptera; Tortricidae
Exons: 3
Coding region: 459-965 (168 amino acids)
Source: RefSeq, a predicted model, not a curated record